AGUUUCCUGACCCUCUGCAGCCAGCCCAAAGAUGACGACCAAAACCACACAUCACAGUGUGACGUCGAUGACUGACUGGCCUCGACUAAUGCGAUGGGGUCGGGUGCUUCCUCUUCCGGCUAAAGCUCGGUCGGGACUGCCCAAGCUCCCCAAAUCUUUGCUGGCCCAGCAAAGUCCAAUUUUUGACCGCAAGUCGAGGUCGAUGUGAGCCACACCAUUCACCACCCACCGCCCCGGCUGAAUUUCCCUCAUGCUCGCACGCCGCACGUAAUCCCAUCCUCCAACGCCGUCGCCAUGCGCAAUCUCAAGAUUGUGGGCAGAUCGCUCCUGCGCUUCACCGGGGAGGAGCCGCGACCGCUCACUGCCACGGCCUGGGACGCUGCGUCCGAUGCACUGAUAUGUGCAUUUGGCCCUACCGAGUCACGUGCCGUCAUCGAACUGACCCGCCUGCACUACGACGGCAACAGCUCUGAACGCAAGCUCGAGGGCAUUGCUUCGUGGGAUGCGCCCUGCCCGCUUCCCUCGCUUCCUCACGACCGCAUCGUUGACCUGCAUCAUUUCUCUGACACCUCUACAACCUGCCUUGUACUAGCCGGCGGCGACAUCAUCCUCGUCCGAGAGCAUCGUGACCAUGACCAGGACCUCGUGGAGAUUGUGGGAUCCAUCGAUGCUGGCAUCUCGGCUGCCGCGUGGUCUCCGGACGAGGAGCUGUUGGCUAUCGUCACGGCCGCGGAUACCCUUCUUUUGAUGACAAGAGAUAUCGAGAACAUAACCAGCGUCACGCUGACAGCAGACGAUGUAAACGUCUCGAACCAUGUGUCCGUCGGAUGGGGCAAGAAGGAGACGCAGUUCAAGGGCAAGAGGGCGAGGGCGUUGCAGGAUCCCACUGUACCAGAACGAAUAGACGAGGGAGUGCUCAGCCCAUUUGAUGACCGGUCCGUAACCAUCAGCUGGAGGGGAGACGGGGCUUUCUUUGCCGUCAGUACCAUUGAGCAGGAGCGGCGAAGAAUGAUCCGAGUCUACUCCAGAGAGGCAGAACUGGACAGCGUAAGUGAACCAGUCGAUGGUUUGGAGGGAGCCCUCAGCUGGCGGCCAUCCGGCAAUCUCAUGGCGAGCCUGCGCCGGCUCUCUGACCGCAUCGAUGUGGUGUUUUUUGAACGCAAUGGCCUUCGUCACGGCCAGUUUGAUCUUCGCUUUACCGCCGAGCAGCUCCAGGAAUUGAAGUCGCCCCUUGCCCUCCGAUGGAACAAUGACUCAACCAUUCUUGCCGUGUCACACCCUGGAAAAGUCCAGUUGUGGACGAUGAGCAACUAUCAUUACUAUCUAAAACAGGAACUGGUAUUUCCCCAGGGUUCCGCUCGAAAUGUGAUGUGUGGUUGGCAUCCAGAGCGUCCCUUGUCCGUCGCUCUUGCAACUGCUGACUCGCUCCACCUUCUCGAUUAUCUCUCUGCUCCCGCGACUGGAUCAGUCUCACCCCCGCAUGACUACGGAGCUGUCGCCACUAUUGAUGGUAUGUUUCUGAAGUUGACACCGUUGCGCAUAGCCAACGUGCCCCCUCCCAUGUCUCUACUCCGGCUUCCACUGGACGCCUGCCCUGUCGACGUGGCAGUCUCCAAGUCCUCCACUCGAAUAGCAGUUGUGUCGGUAGCAGGAGUCGCGGUCUAUGCCUUGGACAUCAACAAGAGACCCGUGCCAAUGCCGUCCUUGCUGUGGCGUAGCAAAAUCCCCAGCGAUCAUCUUCCACGCCAGAUCGCCUUUCUCGGAGACGAUAAGAUCUUCGUGCUGGCAGACAGGUGGGAGGGGGAUGAGAGUUUCUUGUGGACUAACGAGGCAGAAGAUCUGAUCCCAUGUGGCCCAAUACUGGAAUCGGGGCGUGCGUCCUCCCUUGUGACCAGCGUUGACUAUCAGAAAGUAUUCAUACAAUUUGAAGACGGAGCCUUGUACAAUGUUGGGUUGAUCGAUGAUCAAGAGGAGCCAUCGGCCUUCAGCACGACUUUGGUGCUGAAAACUCCACCAUCUGCCCCCGAGGUUAAGGUAGCUAUCAUGGACGCCGAACUUUUGGCUUUCUCCUUGUCCAGGAGUGGCGUACUGUGCGCGAACGAUAGGAUACUUGUUCGAAAUUGCACGUCAUAUGUUGUUACACCCUCCCAUCUCAUAUUCACGACAACACAGCAUCUUCUCAAAUUUGUCCAUUUAACAGCGGUGAACGACUUGGAAAUUCCGCUGGAUGAACCUCAAAAAGAUGAGAGAUGUAGGAGCAUUGAAAGGGGUGCCCGUAUCGUAACUGUUAUGCCAUCCACCUAUACUAUCGUCUUGCAAAUGCCUAGGGGCAAUCUCGAAACCAUCUAUCCUCGCGCCCUUGUGCUCGCGGCUAUCCGACGCAGCAUAGAUGAAGACCGCUAUGGCGACGCCUUCCGCACUUGUCGAAGCCAGAGAGUCGAUAUGAAUAUCCUGCAUGAUCAUGACCCUGAUCGCUUCAUGACCCGAAUUGAAGAGAUCGUUGCGCAAAUCGGAAGGGUGGAGCAUAUAGACCUUCUCCUCUCGCAGCUUAGAAACGAGGAUGUCACGGAGACGAUGUACAAAGAGACGUUGAAGCGAAAAGAUCUGGGCAAGAAAGCCCCCCAGCCACAAGCGGCGGUGGGCUCUAAAGUCAACCGUAUCUGUGACGCCUUCUUGGCCGUUCUUGAGAAGCCCCAAUACAGGGAGGUCCAUAUCCAAAACAUCAUCACCGCUCACGUUUGCAAGGUCCCAGCGGAUUUAGAAUCAGGCCUAGAGAUGAUUGGGCGACUUCAGAGUUUGUUUCCCUUUCCAACUCCCUAUCCCCCUUGGCCCCACCCCCCUUCUCCCCCUAACUUAGAACCAGAGACGCAAGAUCCUGUCACCGAGAAAGCGGCGGAACAUAUCUGUUUUUUGGCCGAUGUAAAUCAACUUUACGACACUGCCUUAGGCCUCUACAACCUCGACUUAGCUCUGCUCAUCGCGCAGCAAUCACAAAAGGAUCCGCGGGAAUACCUACCGCAGCUACAAUCGCUUCACGAUUUACCUCCUUUGCGUCGGAAAUUCCGGAUUGACGAUCAGCUGGGGCGUCGGCAAAAGGCCCUCGCGCAUCUGAAAGACCUGGACGCGUUUGAAGAGGUGCAGGACUACGUACAAAAGCAUGGCCUCUAUGCCGAAGCACUGCAGCUAUAUCAUUAUGACAGUAUAAGCACGAGAGUCAUCAUGAGACACUACGCCGACCAUCUGGCUAUAGAGGAUCGUCACAAAGAGGCCGCAAUAGCAUACGACUACCUCGAAGACCAUAGUGCUGCGUGGCCACACUAUCGCUCGGCCCAUUUGUGGCAGGAAGCUCUCUCAUCAGCCAUACUCGCUGGUGUAUCAGAGGCUCAGCUCUUAUCUCUUGCCGCUUCCCUCGCUGAAGAUCUUGCUGAGUCAAAAGACUACGUCUCGGCAUCCACUAUCCAACUCUCGUACCUUAGAGAUCUCCCUGCAGCCAUCAAACUUCUCUGUCGGGCCUGCCAAUUCGCCGAAGCUACGCGCCUCCUGACGCUGCAUCGAGACACUACCCUUUUUUCUUCUAUUCUGGAUCCAGCCCUCAUCGAACGGUCCGGUGAGACGACUGAAUUUCUCGCAGAGAUGAGAUCCCAGCUGCUUGCUCAGGUACCGAGGCUGCGGGAACUGCGCAUCAAGAAGGCGGCUGAUCCCUCUGCCUUCUUCGAAGGCCUUGAUGACAGCAGCAAUAUCCCCGACAAUGUCUCCGUCGCACCCACCGAGACUACAAGUGGCGGUACCUUCAUGACGCGUUACACCAAUCGAAGUAGCACGGUCAAUACGGCAACAACAAGACGCACGAGCAAGAAGAAAAGACAAGAGGAGCGGAAGAGAGCACGCGGGAAAAAGGGCACUGUGUAUGAGGAGGAAUACCUAGUCAACAGUAUUGAGCGCUUGAUCGACCGAGUGAACGGGAUGGGUGCCGCCGAGGGGGAGGUGCAGAGGCUCAUCGAAGGGUUGGUCAAGAGGGGUAUGAGAGAGAGGGCCGAGGCGAUUAGUAACGCAAUGGCAGACGUGGUAGAGAGAUGCAAAGCGGCAGUAGCAGAGCUAUAUGAGAAGAAUAACGAGACGGAAAAGGAUGAAGGGCAACUUCUCAGCAACGGCGAAGCUGUACUGGCUUUCCACCGGGAUCCAGAGGUAGAAAGGCCGCCACUGUCCGGUGCCGACGCAACUCUCUGGGCCAGCAUGGCAGAGGUCAAUCGGAAGAGACCUCCGCCUAUCGUGAAAGAUUUUAAGAGAAUUUGCCUGCUUGGAUAGCUUCGUCCUGUAUAUAGAAACAGAACUUUAGCUACCUCUAACAGUUUUUUAUAUUAAUACAUAUUUGUAUUAAUCUAUAUAUUUAGUCUAGAAACUAUAAU
Westerdykella ornata is the source of this 4406-nucleotide messenger RNA. Its product is annotated as elongator complex protein 1. Bases 295 to 4305 code for a protein of 1336 amino acids. Gene Ontology annotation, biological process: tRNA wobble base 5-methoxycarbonylmethyl-2-thiouridinylation. The record is from RefSeq and is a predicted model, not a curated record. Lineage: Eukaryota; Fungi; Ascomycota; Dothideomycetes; Pleosporales; Sporormiaceae. The transcript has 8 exons. Gene Ontology annotation, cellular component: cytosol; elongator holoenzyme complex. Gene Ontology annotation, molecular function: tRNA binding.